CUUUUGUGAGCAGAAUCGGUCGGAUUUCUGCCGUGGCAGUCGAAAUGUACGGUUUAACAACUGACUAUUUUGGUCUGACAGGACUCCGUUGGUGUGUUCCUGAUAAACGUGGUCCUUCUGAUUGGGUAAUAAGAUAUUCACAAACACACCUCUUAUUUCCAAGAGACGGCAAAUCUCAAUGUAUUCGUAUCAUUUGGCCGCACUUUGUGAGUGAUCUGAUGUCUUGUGAGUGAUGUUGUCUUAUGUCUUCAGUUCUAACAGUAUGGAUCACAAGGCAGUGGUUGUUCCUCAGCUCAGCAAUGAGAUGCAGAUCAAUCUUAUGAGCAUGGUGAAGUCAGGAAAGCUGAGUAUUGAUGAAGCGCUGAUUCGUGCUAAGAGUGGCACGCUACAAAAAUCACAGAGGAACUUCUAUACGGAGGAAAAACAAUACAACUUCAGUGUCCGCAAGUUCAACCGCUACAUCUGGCAGAAAAGAGUGCUACAGAUUGAUUUUGCCAAGAAUCUAAUAUGCAGCAUUGAGAAAGGAAUUGUGAAACGCCAGCUCCUCUUCUCGGAUGUAAAAAACUGCCAUGAUUCUGCGGGCACCAAAUUCUCCAUUUCAUUCAAAGGACGGACAGACUAUGAGCUGGAGGCUGCGUCUUCAGAGGACAAACAGAAAAUCAUGCAGCUGGUGAAUCAGGUAAUCUUCAAUAAUAUAUACAGUCUUCCCAUGGACAGUUCAGCUGACGUAGAGACUCUAGAUGAACCUUCGGAGAACCUCAAAGAAGGACAACUUUUACUUCAAAGAGGAGGACUGGCAUCAUUCAAAUGGAAGAAAUAUGAGGCUCAUCUUCAAACUGGCUUGCUGAACUUGUUGCCAGUUGCUGUUGACACAGACACGUUCGUUUACUCCAGCGAAUUUGUCUAUAAUAUUUCGGAAAUUUACACCAGUGUGGAUAAUGAAACAUGUACUGGAGGAGACAGGACAGCUGUUGUCAUUCAUCUCUCAGACGGUAACGUCAGGGUGGAGACGUCCAGCGCCCCUGAUACCUUUACACUAAUCAACGACAGAAAUAACUUCCUGUUCAAAAUACCAAAAAGUGACCACAUGACCUCAGAGGCCAUCACAAAUGAGCGAGACGCCUGGGUGAAAGCCCUUAAAACAUUAUGUAUCGACUGGAAACGAAAAUCACAGCAUCAACACUUCUACGAAGUCACUGAACCAGAGAUAAAUCACAAUGGCAUUAUAGAAACCAACAGCGAAUCAGAAUACGGAAUGCAAUGUUACUACAUGCCCACCACGCCUCCACCAGUACCACCUUCACCGAGACCACGCUUACCCAGAACUCCUUCAGCCGUACCCGAGGCCGAAGAACUCAACUCCAUACAAGAAUCAAAACCAAGACUAAAGUCCAACCCAGAACCACAGGUUCAAUAUGAGGAGAUACCUUUAGCAGCCCCUAUGAUCGUACCAGCUUCUCCUGUGCCAUUCUCUCUGACCUCGAUGAUGCUCGUGCCAGGUCCUGUUGCAAACCAUGCCGUGCCACCUGCUCCUUUACCCCCUCCACCAUUACCCAAUAAAACAGCCAAGCAGCUCACAAGCCGAAUGAAAGCUUUUCACUGGGACCUGGUUUCUCAGGAUAAGAUCGAGAAGUCGAUAUGGGCCCGCAGGAACACCAAAAAGAUCGAUCUCGACACAUCACGCUUGUAUGAGCUGUUCGGAGUGAAGGACUCAGGAGCCACUGGCAGAUCUGAGUCCAGCACUAACAUGGAAAUCAUGCUGAACGCAAAGAUCGCUCACAAUUUCAAUAUUUUUCUCAAAAGUUUCCCCGUGCCUCCAAAAGAGCUCAAGGACAGAUUGUUGAUUAUAAGCGAAGAGGAUGGCGGCCUCUCCGACGAGCACAUCGCCUCUCUCAGGAGGUACGUGCCUACAGCGGAUGACAUUGAGAUGUAUAAAUCAUAUAAAGGAGAUGUGACUGAACUGCACAUGGUGGAUCAGUACAUGCUGGAGAUGUGUCACAUCCCAAACCUCAGCGCACAGCUGGAUCUGCUGCUCAUGUUGAGAGAACUUCCCAUCUGUAUGGAGGACCUCACACCGCUGAUUAACCAGAAGAUCCGCAUGUGCCAGCAGUUUGUGUCCUGCGAGUCAUUUGUCAACGUGUUGGAGCAUCUCCUGACUGUGGGCAAUUACCUCAACCAGAACGCAGGCAAAGACAGGGCCAAGGGAUUUCGCCUUUCAUCUUUAACAAAGGUCUCUCAGCUGCGUGGGAACAAUCGAAAGUUCACCUUGCUGCACGCCCUGGUGGAACAGAUCAUGUUGCAAGAACCGAGCCUGGCCACCUUUUUCCAUGAGCUUGCAGAAUUCGAGACGGUUUCUGGGGCCUCGGUUAAAGGCCUGACAGCGGAGGUGGAUGUUGUGAAGAAUGAGUUUCAGAAGGUCAUCCAGUACAGGAAAGCACACAAGAAGAAAAACAUGGUUAAUCAACAGCCCAAAUUCUUCAAAGACUUAAAGAUGGCCAUAGAAAAGUACGAAACGGAUCUCAGCCAGCUGACGAAAAGAUGCGAGGAGAUGAGGAAACUGUACGCUGACAUAUUGGUAAAAUUCGGAGAGCCUUUGGAUCAAGACUCCGAACAACUUUUCGGAUGGAUUAGUCAGUUUGUUAAUGAUUUCAAGAAAGUUUACUCCGAGUAUGUUCAGUGAGACCCGUUUUCAAGUUAAGUAUCCACACGGAGCUUGUUUGUGCAUGCUGAUAUCUGCACCCGCAAGCAUUUCAUGAAUACAGAUUCAGUCCGAAGGCAAUGUGAAUAUGCAUAAAAACAGACUUAUUUAUGGACUAAGACCCUGUUUACUGGGUCUUUCCCAGUGCUCGUGUGGGCUUUGGCAAGCGAGUUUCUUUGGAUCUUUUACUUUGUGCCAUAACAAAUAGUUUGGAUUCAGUCGCAUAUGGGGGCACAAUAAAUGAAUGUUAGUGGUUCUGGGUCCAGCUGGGCAGUUUUCAUAAGUAUGAUUUUCUCUCUUUAUGGCCUUGAGGAUGCGUGUGCUUUCUUGAUGAUACAGACCCAACAGUGAUAUCUCAGCACAGAUCUGCAUUUCACAAUGUUUAAAACUGACUCGUCUUAAAAUUUCUUUUCGGAGGAUUUUAUUUUUGAAAAUGAAGAAGACAAAUAACAAAGCAAAUUUCUUUUUCAGAACUCUAAAUUGGUUUGUAUAACACUGCUAAUGUACAUGUUCAUGACUUGUAAACUGUUGAAAAUACUGCAUUUGUGUCUGUGCCGAUAGCCCUGUGGUUAGUGUGCCGAAUUUUAGCACCAGUGCCCUCAUGACUACCUGAGUUCGAUUAAAGUCUCUGUGGUCCUUGACUGAUCUUGCUCCCCGUCUCCACCCAACACUUUUCUGUCAUGUCUCUACUAUUCUAUUCAAAUAAAGGCAUAAAACCCCCUAAAAUAU
Molecule: messenger RNA, 3427 nt
Organism: Misgurnus anguillicaudatus (oriental weatherfish)
Lineage: Eukaryota; Metazoa; Chordata; Actinopteri; Cypriniformes; Cobitidae
Source: RefSeq, a predicted model, not a curated record